AUGAGCAACAUAAACCGUCCACCACCGCCGCCGUGGAGGGAGUUAUCGGCGCGACCAGCUUCAAGCUUGAACAACCCGUUCGCUCAGCGUCCGGCACCGAACCCAUUCUCACAAGCCAAUUCGAGCGAGGCGGCGAACAACGAUCCAUUUACUGCGAUUAGGAAUCCACUGUUCGACCCAAACGCCAACCUGAACAUAGAACCUCAGCAACUGCGAUGGGAGCAGUUCUUAGCCUCUGAGCAAGGGCAAGGCACCGCGCACCAAAGACGCCAAGCAGCGGACGAAGCAGCAUCGACGCAUACUCUUCCCCGGUGGGCUUUUGAUAUUGACGCAGCGGCGGCUAGGGCAGAUCGCGUGGCUACGGCAGACCGCAAACGGCGGCACGCCGGCUCGUCGCCGGAACGGAGAGGCUAUCCACGUCCUCCUACUUACGGCGGUGUGACGGGGCGUAGACCCGCGGGCAUGAGCGCUGCGGAGGGCAGCGCGAGGAACCCGUUCGACCUCACUUCUUCUUCACCACCGCGUGCUCGGCCGCAGAUGCCACAGCGUACAAGCGGGAGCGGGGGUAGCGAGGUUAUGAGGGCUGCGCAGCAGGCUGGAAGAGCAGGUGGGCUGAGAAGCGGCACGAGGACACCGAGAGAAGAGGCGAGACGAGAGAGCGAUCAUGUGCUUCCGAAGUGGCAGCCAGAUGCGGAUGUGAGCAAGUGUCCGGUGUGUCAGACGGAAUUUCACUUCUUCUAUCGCAAACAUCAUUGCAGGAAGUGUGGGCGGGUGGUGUGUAAUGCGUGCUCGCCGCAUAGGAUCACUAUACCAAAGCAGUAUAUCGUGCAGCCGCCUUCUGGGUCGGAUGGAGAGGAGGCUGGGUCUACGUCUCCUGGUGGUCUAUUCGGCAGGAACAACUUGGGUGGUGGUGACGUGGUGCGAGUCUGCAACCCCUGCGUGCCGGACCCGUGGACGCCGGAUACUGCACCAAACCUCGAAGCACGGCACCCAGCAGAGCAGAACAACAGCAGGAGACGAGGCAGCGAGCAACCGGAACGCUACCGCAGCAUCCUCCCUCCCCUACCACCACUGCCUGAGAACAACGGCCGCACGCGAGCAAACACACACCAACCCGCCCCAACUCCCUUCAGUCGCAGCGUCCCCCAACAGCGUGCACCAAUCGCCCCCGAGGACCCACGUCUUCGACUCUACCGCCAUCGCCACUCCCAAAGCGGCUCCUCCAGCCACCCUGAAACCCUCGUCUUCGCCCCGCCAUCCUCCGCCAGACCCUCCAUGACCACCGCCCCCUCUGCUCCCCCACAACCCCGCCAACGCCGCGAGAUCCGCGAGGAAGACGAAUGCCCCGUCUGCGGCACCGAGCUCGCCCCCGGCGCCACCGCACGCGAACAGCACAUCCAAUCCUGCAUCGCGGAGCGCUUCUCCACUUCCGUCUCUUCCUCUUCCCUCCCCACCAACACGGCGUUCGCCGCCCCUACAGCGCAGCAACCGAGUCGGCCGAGAGCUUCGUCUUACCGACCACGCGGUAUGGCUGUCUACAGGGCGACGGAGAAGGAUUGUCUGAGCGAGGACGGGACGGCGCAGGAGUGUGUGAUUUGCUUCGAGGAGUUCCAGCCGGGGGACGAGAUGGGGCGGAUGGAGUGUUUGUGUAAGUUCCAUCGGGGGUGUAUUAGGCGGUGGUGGGAGAUGAGGGGUGGGGGGAGUUGUCCUACUCAUGUUCUGCAGGAGGAGUGA
Molecule: messenger RNA, 1734 nt
Organism: Saxophila tyrrhenica
Lineage: Eukaryota; Fungi; Ascomycota; Dothideomycetes; Mycosphaerellales; Extremaceae
Exons: 1
Coding region: 1-1734 (577 amino acids)
Biological process (GO): protein ubiquitination
Molecular function (GO): metal ion binding
Source: RefSeq, a predicted model, not a curated record